Molecule: messenger RNA, 255 nt
Organism: Cooperia oncophora
Lineage: Eukaryota; Metazoa; Nematoda; Chromadorea; Rhabditida; Trichostrongylidae
Source: the annotation of a GenBank genome assembly
AUGCAACGCUAUUCUUCAAAGGUUUUUGGUAACAAGACCAAUCUGGUCGUGGAACAGAACGAACAAGAUGGUAGUGGGUUCUCAGCGGCCAGCCUAUCAUUAAGAGCCCAGAAGAAAAUCGCCAGUAAACUCAGCACAAGGAAAGUGACCAAGCUGUUCAUUAGCGAAUCAGUCGACCGAGUAUUCGAUAAUUUAUACAAUGCGCUACGAUGUUACUUCUCGAAAAAGGAUUCUGAGAAGAAAGCGCUGAAGUAG